Molecule: messenger RNA, 2498 nt
Organism: Tribolium castaneum (red flour beetle)
Lineage: Eukaryota; Metazoa; Arthropoda; Insecta; Coleoptera; Tenebrionidae
Gene: Plap
Product: Phospholipase A2 activator protein
Exons: 8
Coding region: 79-2457 (792 amino acids)
Biological process (GO): ubiquitin recycling; proteasome-mediated ubiquitin-dependent protein catabolic process
Cellular component (GO): nucleus; cytoplasm
Molecular function (GO): ubiquitin binding
Source: RefSeq, a predicted model, not a curated record
UGCUAUUUUUUCAUUGCUGUCAUUCGCCGGCUAACGUAACCAAACUUGCUCGUCAUAGCAGUGAAAAUAUCGUCAAAAAUGUCCAAAAAAUUCAAGUUAAGUGCUUCACUUUUUGGACAUUCGUUAGAUGUAAGAAGUGUAGUCGUGACAAACAAUAAUUCUAUAAUUAGCGGAUCUCGUGAUAAAACUGCCAAGUUUUGGACGCCCAACAGGAUCGACACUGGAUAUACACCUAUUCAGACUUUUCGAGACCAGAAGAACUUUGUUAUUGCCGUUUUGUACUUGGAACCGACUAGUGAAUAUCCAGACGGUUUGGUUAUAACAGGGGGCAAUGACAACACGAUUUAUGUCUACAAACCCUCAGAGCCUUUUGCUACGUUUACGUUGAAGGAACACACAAAUGCAGUGAGUUGUUUUUCGAAGUAUUCGACUUCGAAUAACAAUGCAUUUUUGAGCGGAUCGUGGGAUUGUUCGGCCAAAUUAUGGACAUUGGGUAAUUCCACGUCAACGGUGACUUUCUCAGGCCAUUUGGCUGCAAUUUGGUCAAUCAUUCAAUUAGCCGAUUCACGAAUUGUAACCGCUUCAGCUGAUAAAACCAUUGGAAUUUGGAGUAGUGAAGGUGCAAGGUUGAAUUCGCUCACUGGUCACACGGAUUGUGUCAGAGGUUUGGUGGAUUUAUCCGAAUUGCAUCAGUUCGUUUCGGUCGCGAACGAUGCCACCAUCAGGGUUUGGUCAUAUGCUGGAGAAAGUCAAGGAGUGCUUUAUGGACACACCAAUUAUAUUUACAGUAUUGCGCGUUGCAAAUCAGCCGGAGAGAAUUGUUUCGUGACAUCGGAUGAAGACCGAACUGUUCGAUUUUGGCAGAACGGAGAAAAUAUUGAAACGAUUCAAUUACCGGCACAAUCCGUUUGGUCAGUCGCCUGUUUAUCAAAUGGCGACAUUGUGACAGGUUCUAGCGAUGGAGUUGUUCGUGUUUUCACUCAAAAUGAAAGCAGAUAUGCCGAUGAAGCCACUUUGAACAAAUUCAAUGAAGAAGUGGAAGCUUUGACGCGACAAAGCACUCAAGAAAUCGGCGGUUAUAAAAUCUCAGAUUUGCCAGGUAAGGAAGCGUUAUACGAUCCCGGAAGGAAGGCUGGGCAAAUGAAAAUGAUCAGAGAAGGCACAGGAGUGGUGGCAUACACAUGGGUAGAAGAUGGGGACAAGAGUCAUUGGGAAAAAGUUGGCGAUGUCCUCGGAAGUACGGACAAAACCAAUCAAGACAAAACAAUGUACGAAGGAAAAGCGUACGAUUUUGUGUUUUCCGUUGAUGUGGAAGAUGGAAAACCUCCGUUGAAAUUGCCGUAUAAUAAAGGAGAUGAUCCGUAUCAAGCUGCGCAUAAUUUUUUAGCGAAGAAUUUUUUGCCGGCUUCGUAUUUGGAACAAGUUGUUGAUUUUAUUUUGAAAAAUACUCAGGAAAAAUACGUUCCACCUAGUACGGAGUAUGUCGAUCCGUUUACGGGUGGUUCAAGAUAUACACCAAGUACUGGAAAUAACAGUCAGGAUUUUGCAGGAAGGAAUUUUGAUCCUUUCACAGGUGGCAGCAGCUAUUCAACAUCGGCAACCCAAGCAAAACAAACCGUUAGCUCAUCCACUAUUUCAAGCCAAGUUAGCAAAUUCUUCCCUAUUAACACCUACCGCACCUUCGAAAUGGGCGAUUCCAACGUAAUUUUAGUCAAAUUAAAAGAAUUCAACGAAAAAACCGGCGAUAGUCAAAGUCCUCCAGUAAACGAACAUUACUUAGUCGAAUUGGUGAAAUUAUGUAAUGGACCACCGGAUGAUCCCAACGCUUUCGACACCUUAUUCAAACUGUUGGAAUGGCCUGAUGAAAUCGUUUUUCCGGUCGUUGAUGUCAUAAGAAUGGCCGUAAGGUUCAAGAAAAACAACGAAAUUAUUGCCACUGCCAAUAGUGGAAGUCUUUUACGAAAAUUGCUCAGUUUCAUCAAUGAGAAUUGUAAUAUAAUUAAUAACGUAAUUGUUGCAUUGCGUACUUUGAGCAAUUUAUUGAUGCACGAAUUUGGCGAAGACUUGGUUUUUGAACACCGAUUUGAUGUUGUGGAAAAUAUCACAGCUUUGGGACCUUUGAAUAAAAACGGACAGAUCGCUUUAUCCACUCUUCUCCUAAAUCUUUGCGUUGCAAGUCUGAAGAAACGAGACGAUUUAGGAAUUUCAGUCCUAGCCGACGUGAUUCCAGACAUUUUAACGAAACUGAGCGACCCUGAGUCGCAAUUUCGCAGUUACGUUGCUUUAGGGACACUUCUUUCCUCACCUCAAAGUGCUGAAGUCAAAGCCAAAGUUAAGAGCAACGUUGGAUUCAUCAGUGCCUUAGAAUCGCAUGUGUUAUCAGGACAAGGUGAUUUGGAGGAGAAGAGACGGAAUUGUGCCAGUCAAGUACAGGAGAUUCUUAAUUUAAGUUUUUAAUGGUUUUUAUUUAAUAAAUUCCAACGUGUUUGUUUUUCUAA